This is a messenger RNA of Salvia splendens (bonfire salvia), 1181 nucleotides long. RefSeq names its product CRIB domain-containing protein RIC6. NCBI's taxonomy places the organism in Eukaryota, Viridiplantae, Streptophyta, Magnoliopsida, Lamiales, Lamiaceae. The coding region runs from base 291 to 902 and encodes 203 amino acids. The transcript is spliced from 5 exons. The record is from RefSeq and is a predicted model, not a curated record.
UUCUACAGACAAAUAUCCUUUUUUAUCAACUUCAUACAAAAAGGAAAUUAGGAAAAAAAAUAAAAAAAGAGAGUCAAACCACCCUAGAGGAAAUUCGAGUGCUUUCUCUGAUCUUCCUCUAGCUUCUUUCUUUUUGAUCUUCAUUACAAUUAUUAAUUAAUUUUUGUUUGAAGAUUGAUUUCUGAGUGAAUUUUCUCCAGUAUUUACAUGGGUUAAAAGCUGAGUUUCCUCACCAAGAAGGGGUUGGUUUGGCUAUGUUGUUUUAACUUUGAAAAGUUACAAAGAUAACAAUGGCUUCAAAACCUAAGGUGAAGGGCAUUUUCAAGGGCUUCAAGUACAUUUCCCAAAUUUUUGAUGAUGAAAAAGAAGACGAGAUACAAAUUGGUUUACCCACAGAUGUAAAGCAUGUGGCGCAUAUUGGAUGGGAUGGACCUGCUGUUGAUACCCCAAGCUGGAUGAAUCAGUUUAGUGGAUCUCCAGGUUUGCAUUCUGCUCCUUUAGGGCCCCCAACUGGUGGAGAGAAAAGGGAGCCUGAAAUUAAAUGGGUCUCUGAAGAUGCAAACACCAAGAGAAGUAAUAGAAGCGCUGAUCUCCCUGACGUACCAAGAUCGUCAAGGCGCAAUCAGUCGGGAGAUGGUGAGUCGUCUCCGAAGAAGCAAAGAGAUCCCAAUAAGGUAAAGCAGAGGAGAAAUCACUCAAAGGACUCAGUGGAAGGAGGCAGUGUUAAGUCGAACCGCGACCCAUCUGACUCGGCCAACCCCGGGGUCCCGGAUCCUGCCAAGAAAUCGCGAAGAAAAAAGUCAAGGGACUCCAACGGAUCCGCACGUCCUCAGUCGAGGGCCAACGCCGAUCCCGGCCCCGAUGGUGAAUCAUCUAUCAACAAUCCCGAAUUGGAUAACUGACCACAUUCCUCAACAAUAAUCUUUGUCUUUUUGUUGUUUUGUUUUUUAUUCAUAGUUAGCUCUAAUACACUAUUGGAUGAUAUUUCAACUUAUCGAUGGUAUAAGAUUGGAUCCUUAGAAAUAAUUUUUUUCUUUUUUCCUCUUAAAAGCUUUAUUUUGUGAUGAUUGGGAAUGUUUCGGCUAUGUGUACAAGGGGUGCCAUAGAAUUUGAGACACCAACUAACAUCAUUUUUAGAAUGUAAUUGCCAUUUUUAUUUUGGCUGAGGUUCUUGAUUAACA